AUGACCCGGUUCAGUUCCCUCCUCGCGGCAUGCCUUGUGGCGCCGCUGGCUCUUGCUAGCCCUUUUGUGUCUCAUCAAGAUGGAAAGGCGGGUGGUUCUGGAGCCCAGAUAGUCCGAAACGUACCUGAGCCUGUUGUUCACAGGGACGGGCGCCUGGUCUCGAGGGAACCUGGUGCGCCUAUGGUUAGGCGGAAUGGUCUUGUGGCGAGGACUGAUACGAGAUCUGUCAGUCUUGAACAGACACUUGAAAAUGAGCCAUUGUUCAAUAGUUCCGACAUCACCCUCUUUACCGGCCCCUCAAUUGAAGUAGUCUGCACGAGGUGCUGCUCCAAAGGAAGUGUGGAAGCGACCUUCCCUUCCGACCUCAACGACAUUGUCAACCCCAAAUUCCGAAUCGAUCUCGUGGGUGUCGAGGCCCUCGUUGAGCUGGACGUAGUUGUCUCCGCUCAAAGCAACUUUCAAGUUCCGCUACUUAAACUUCCUCCUGGGCUCGCCAACAUUGAGCUGCCUGGAUUCAAGGCUGGUCUCUUCAUCGAUCUCGUCCUCCUCUUUGAGCUCUCUGCCGAAGUUGAUCUUAGUGGUGGAUUUUAUCUCAAGAUUCCUGAUGGAUCUUUCUUUGAGAUUGAUAUCACCGCUGAAGGCCUCCACUCUGAAGAUUUCACCGGUGUCGUCUCGAAGCCUCUGCCAAUCACCAUCAACAAGAACAACACCCAAGUCGAUAUAAAAGUGGAUCUUCAACUCAAAGCCUCUCUUGGAAUCGGUGGAGGAACCGACCAAGGGGUGUCUGUCCCUGGUCUAGGCGAAGUUGGUAUCCCAUUCGUCGAUCUCCCCAACAUCGGCGCCGGAGCCGAGGUCGGCGCCUUCAUCAACAUCGUCGAGUUCAUCGGCAACGUCGCUCCCACGAACUCUUGCGCUCUGGAGGCCGUCCCCGAGAUCAACGUCAACAUCGGCACCUUCGCCCAGGUCGGCGUCUCCUUCCUGGACAAUUUCGUGGGUCUCGAACCCUCCGCCACCACGACCCUUUUCGUGCUUCCGCUGCCUACUGCGUGCAUCGUGCCGCUCGGCCAGCCGGUCCCGAUUAGGUCUUUGCCUUUGGCUACGGAACGUCAAUGCGUCGCGACCCCGGCGGCUUCAAAUGUUCUCCCCAUAGGCUCCGGUUCGUCGAGGACCUUGACUGCCGGCGAGCCCGUCACCACAAUCCAUAUUACGAGGACAUCUACUCUCCAACGUACCAUCCAUACCUACGAGGCCGAGACCCCCAAACUCGUGGGUCGCACCCUCGGAGCCGAAGGGGUUAUUACGCAGCUUACGGCUGUCGCUUGCGCCACGGCUGCCGUAGUCUGUCCCAUCGAGCUCAGGACAACCGUCACCUACGAAGCUACUGUCUGCCCGCCUGCCGCUACGCAGGCCCGUGGUUGCUUCGCGGGCAUCACGGAUGCUUCGACGUUUGUGCCUACUUCGGUGGUUAAUGCCGUCACUAGGGAGCAGCAGCAGCAGCCCACUGGCACGACUGUGACUGAUGUCAGCGAGACUGUUGCCAGCGAGACCGUCGAUCCUACCGCCGUCAUUACAACCGCGGUCCCUCCACCUCUCGGGCUCUCUACUAUCACGCGCGGGCUUGACGGUCAGCAGUCUGUCGAAGCUCCGGCCCCGCCUCUCGGUCUUUCUACUCUUACUGUUGUCCCUGGCGUCAUUCCUACUCCGGGAAAUUCGGCGCAGGCUAGUGGAACAAAUGCCGUACUUGCUCCAGCUGUCUCUAGUCCUGUCCCUCCGCUUGGUCUCUCUACCAUCACCAUUGUCCCGGCAGCGGGGAAUGCAGCUCAAGUCAGCGGGUCAAGCGCGGUGGUUCCUCCGCCUGGUUCUUCUCCUGCUCCUCCACCUGGCUCCUCCACCCUCUCUGUCAUCCCAAGCGCCAUUCCCGCGCCGGAGAGUGCGGCGGAAUUUAGCGGAUCGAGAGCGGUGUUUGCUCCUGAUGCCUCUGCUCCUGCCCCUCCUGUUGGUUUCUCCACCCUCACAGUUGUCCCUGGCGUAGUCCCCGUCGUCGAAAAUGCGGCUGCGGCUCAGGUUAGUGACACUGCUCCCGCUCCACCUCUUGGCCUCUCUACUAUUACGACGCUUGCCGGCCCCGUCCCCAGUGCGGGAGCGCAGGGCGCUGCUGCUCAGCAGUCGCCGGUUCAGGUCGCUGGUGCGCCGAGGAUGGCUGAUCUUUUUGACGUUUUCGCGGCCGACCCUCAAUCCGACGAUGAGUCCGGUUCCGAGGAAGCCCCCGUUGCGGUCGCACCGCCCACAGACAAGCGCAAGAAGCGUAGGGCCGACGGUGCGAUAAAGAACGGCAGUUCCCCACAGUCGACCCAAUCCGCGCCGACAAAAUCAUCCAGAGAUAGUGCUCCCGCCUCGGACGAGCACGACGACAAGCGACGCAAGAAGGAAGAUGAGAAGCCCGUCCUGACAGAUACAUUCGAGACGGCAGCAUCUCGCGAGGUCGCUGCGGCCGAGUCCUUGGUCACGACCGAGACCGAAGAGGGCUCCCUCGUUCUUUCCCACAAUAUCCAGCAUCAGGUUGCCCUACCGCCGGACCUCGACUACGAGUACGUGCCGCUAUCCGAACACAAACCCCCGGCCGAGCCCGCGAGGACGUGGAAUUUCAAGCUCGAUCCUUUCCAGAGUCUUGCGGUGGCGUCAAUCGAGCGGGAUGAGAGCGUGUUGGUUUCGGCGCAUACGUCGGCUGGAAAGACGGUUGUUGCGGAGUAUGCUAUUGCGCAGUGCUUGAAGCGGAAUCAGCGAGUCAUCUACACGAGUCCGAUCAAGGCCCUCAGUAACCAAAAGUAUCGAGAUUUUGAUGCCAUCUUCGGCGACGUAGGCUUGAUGACGGGUGAUAUCACGAUUAACCCUACGGCUUCGUGUCUGGUAAUGACGACGGAGAUUUUGCGGUCUAUGUUGUACAGAGGUUCCGAGAUUAUGCGCGAGGUUGCCUGGGUCGUUUUCGAUGAGGUGCAUUAUCUUCGCGAGAAGACGAGAGGUGUCGUGUGGGAGGAGACCAUCAUCUUGCUCCCCGACAAGGUCCGCUACGUCUUCCUCUCCGCCACCAUUCCCAACGCUUUCCAAUUCGCCGAGUGGAUAGCCAAGAUCCACCACCAGGCCUGUCACGUCGUAUAUACCGACUUCCGACCUACACCCCUGCAAAACUACUUCUUCCCUGCCGGCCAUGACGGAAUAUAUCUCGUCGUGGACGAAAAGAGGAAUUUCAAGGAGCAAAACUUCAAUAAGGCCAUGGCGCUGGUCGAGCAGAAGAAGAAGGAGAGCGAAGAGCGGCCCGGUGGCGGCGGCGGCGGCGGCAAGGGUAAGAACAAGGGUAGGAAGGGACGCAACGAGGUGGCCGAUAGCAAGUCAGACAUCAGCAAGGUCAUCAAGAUGAUUAUUCGCAAGAAGUUCGACCCCGUCAUUGUCUUCAGCUUCAGCAAGCGAGAAUGCGAGAGCCUUGCCCUCUCGAUAUCCAACAUUUGUUUCAAUAACGACUCGGAGAAGAAGAUGGUGCAGCGCGUCUUCUCCAAUGCCGUCAUGAGCUUGGCCGAGGCCGAUCGCGAUCUUCCGCAGAUUGCCAACCUUCUCCCCCUUCUGGAGCGAGGCAUUGGCGUGCAUCACUCUGGCUUGCUUCCUAUUUUGAAGGAGACCAUUGAAAUUCUCUUCCAGGAGUCCCUCGUCAAGGUUCUCUUCGCAACUGAGACGUUCUCUAUCGGUCUAAACAUGCCUGCCAAGACCGUCGUGUUCACGCAAGUCACAAAGUGGGAUGGUAUUAAGAGACGCCCUCUCACCCCCGGCGAGUAUGUCCAGAUGUCUGGCCGUGCUGGUCGUCGUGGUCUUGAUGCUCGAGGUAUUGUGAUUAUGAUGAUUGAUGAGUCUAUGGAGCCGGAGGUCGCCAAGGAGAUUGUCGUGGGAGAACAGGAGAGGCUAAACUCUGCCUUCUACCUCGGCUACAACAUGGUGCUGAACCUUCUGCGUAUCGAGGCCGUUUCGCCAGAGUACAUGCUGGAGCGUUGUUUCUUCCAGUUCCAGAACGCUGCUAGUGUGCCCGCCCUGGAGAAGGAGCUCAUGUCGCUGCAGCUCGACCGCGACGGAUUGAUGAUCCCCGACGAGUCGACCAUGAAAGAAUACUACAACCUGCGAAAGCAGAUCAACUCGUAUACCCAAGACAUGCGAGCCGUCAUCCAGCAUCCCGCGCACUGUUGGGAAUUCUUACAGCCCGGCCGCCUUGUGCGCAUUUACGACCCUAAAUUUACGGGAGACGAGGGUGACGUUCUCGAGACGCGCGAUUUCGGCUGGGGUAUUGUUGUCAACUCCAUGGAUCGUCGCCGUAAUAAGAUUGGCGGCAACGACGAUUACCCGCCUCAGGAGUCCAAGAUGAUAGACGUUCUUAUGAAUGUGCCCGCCGAUACGGACACCAACUUUGUUUUCCCCAGCGGCGACUUGGCCCUACCUAAGGGGAUCAGCCCUGAGCGUCCUGGAGAGAAGACACGGUUCGAGCGAAUUCCCUGCCUCCUCACCUGCAUUCAGUCGAUUAGCCAGAUCCGGCUUUUCAUGCCCAAGAACAUCGACUCGCCUAGUGAGCGAGCCAACCUCCGGAAAGCACUCAGCGAAGUGCAGCGAAGGUUCCCCGACGGAGUGCCGAUCCUCGACCCGCUCGAGAACAUGGACAUCACCGACGACUCCUUCAAGCAGCUCCUCCGCAAGAUCGAAGUUCUCGAGUCCCGUCUCCUAGCGAACCCCCUCCACGGCUCGCCCGAGCUACCCAAGCUCUGGGAGCUCUACCGCCGCAAGCUCAAGCUCACGGACAAGAUCAAGGAGACGAAGAUGUCCAUCGCCAAAGCCCACAGCAUCGUGCAAAUGGAAGAGCUCAAGUCCCGCAAGCGCGUCCUCCGCCGCCUCGGCUUCAUCAAUGAGGCCGAGGUCGUGCAGCUCAAGGCGCGCGUCGCCUGCGAGAUCUCGUCGACCGAGGGCCACGAGUUGCUCCUCUCGGAGCUCCUCUUCGAGCGCUUCUUCAACGAGAUGACGCCCGAGAUGUGCGCGUCCGUGCUCAGCUGCUUCGUCUUCGACGAGAAGGUCAACGCACCGGCGCUCAGGGAGGCCCUGGCGAAGCCGUACGCGGAGAUUGUGGCCAAGGCGAGGAUCAUUGCGAGGGUGAGCCAGGAGAGUAAGCUUGAUAUGGACGAAGAAGCGUAUGUGGAGAAGCUGAAGUGGCAGUUGAUGGAGCUUGUUUAUGCGUGGGCUGAGGGUCGUCCGUUUGCGGAGAUUUGCAAAAUGGCGGACGUCUACGAGGGCUCCAUUAUCCGCCAUUUCCGCCGCCUCGAGGAAUUGCUUCGCCAAAUGGCCCAGGCCGGCAAGGUAAUGGGCAGCGAGGAGCUGACUCAAAAGUUUGAAGAGAGUCUGAACAAGAUCAGGCGCGACAUUGUCGCUGCCCAGAGCUUGUAUCUGUAA
Molecule: messenger RNA, 5472 nt
Organism: Scedosporium apiospermum
Lineage: Eukaryota; Fungi; Ascomycota; Sordariomycetes; Microascales; Microascaceae
Exons: 5
Coding region: 1-5472 (1823 amino acids)
Biological process (GO): RNA catabolic process; maturation of 5.8S rRNA
Cellular component (GO): nucleus
Molecular function (GO): ATP binding; RNA helicase activity; nucleic acid binding
Source: RefSeq, a predicted model, not a curated record